CACCGGCGCCGCCCCCGCGGGAGCGGCGCUCCGGAUAAUUAGCGAGAUAAUAAUCGUUGCCUGUGACAUCUCCUGUUGAAUAAACUGAGACUGGAACAUCUUGUAUCAGCUCUUGUACCUGUACCUGCCACGAUGAGAAGUUGCAUAAGGCAGAGAGAAAUUUUCCAGCUUUAUAAGGAGAAAAAAGAUGUUCAUCUCCUGAACUGUGCCAGGCAAAAUAACAGUGCAACAUAAAACUUGAUCUUUUUGGACCCCUGUCUAGCUGAUCCAUGUUUCCAAACUGUCUCUUGUAACAUUCUCAAGCAGCCAAAAUGAAGUUGAAGCAUAACAUCAACCCUGUUCUUUUACAGUUUAUAAACUUCAUAGUCCUGGUGUACUCCCUUGUAACGUACAUUCCAUGGUACAUACUUUCAGGAUCAAAGCAGGCUAUAGCAAAAGCCAAGCAGGUUAAAGCCAGACCUGUGAAUAACAAGCCUGGGGGUGCAUACAGAUCUGUGAACAGUCUGCAUUGCUUAGCUUCAGUUUUAUAUCCUGGGUGUGAUACACUCGACAAAGUCUUUAAAUACGCUAAAACUAAAUAUAAGGACAAAAAACUCUUGGGAACACGUGAAAUUCUGAAAGAGGAAGAUGAAAUCCAGCCGUCAGGAAAAGUUUUUAAAAAGGUCAUCCUUGGCAAGUACACCUGGCUUUCUUACGAAGAUGUGUACAUUAAAGCUGUUAAUUUUGGAAAUGGCUUAGCAGUCUUGGGUCAGCAGCCAAAGACUAACAUUGCUAUCUUCUGUGAGACCAGAGCUGAGUGGAUGAUUGCAGCCCAGGCCUGCUUUAUGUGCAACUACCAGCUUGUUACUCUGUACGCCACGCUGGGGGGCCCAGCAAUAGUUCAUGGGCUGAAUGAAACAGAAGUGACCACCAUCAUUACUAGUAAAGAGCUGAUGCAAACAAAAUUGAAGGAAAUUGUUUCUCAAGUUCCACUACUGCGACACAUAAUUACAGUGGAUGGCAAACCCACAACGUGGUCAGAGUUCCCCAAGGGUGUCAUUGUUCACACCAUGGCAUCUGUGCAAGCCAUGGGGGCCAAGGCAGACACUGGAAACAAGCAGCCAUCCAGGCCUGUGCCCUCAGAUAUUGCAGUGAUCAUGUACACAAGUGGAUCCACAGGAAUUCCCAAAGGAGUUAUGAUCUCCCAUUGCAACAUAAUUGCUGGGAUAACUGGAAUGGCUGAGAGGAUCCCAAACCUGGGGGAAAAAGACAUUUAUAUUGGGUACCUGCCCCUUGCCCAUGUUCUGGAGCUGAGUGCUGAGCUUGUGUGUCUGUCUCACGGGUGCCGCAUCGGUUACUCUUCCCCUCAGACGUUGGCUGACCAGUCUUCUAAGAUAAAGAAAGGAAGCAAAGGGGAUGUUACUACACUGAAGCCAACUCUAAUGGCAGCAGUUCCAGAAAUUAUGGAUCGAAUCUACAAAAACGUCAUGAAUAAAGUGAAUGAAAUGACCAGUUUCCAGAGGAAUCUAUUUAUAUUGGCCUACAACUACAAAAUGGAACAGAUUUCCAAAGGUUACACUACCCCACUCUGUGACAGCCUUAUCUUCCGCAAGGUGCGGAUGCUGCUGGGCGGGAAGAUCCGCGUGCUGCUGUGCGGCGGCGCCCCGCUCUCGGCGGCCACGCAGCGCUUCAUGAACAUCUGCUUCUGCUGCCCCGUGGGGCAGGGCUACGGCCUCACCGAGUCCGCCGGGGCUGGCACCAUCACCGAAGUUUGGGACUACACUACAGGAAGAGUGGGAGCACCUUUGGUCUGUUGUGAAAUCAAGUUAAUGAACUGGGAAGAAGGUGGAUAUUACAAUACUGAUAAACCAUAUCCUAGAGGUGAGAUCCUUAUUGGAGGGCAGAAUGUGACUGUGGGCUACUACAAAAAUGAAGCACGAACCAGAAAGGAUUUCAGUGUUGAUGAGAAUGGGCAGAGGUGGCUCCAUACUGGAGACAUUGGAGAGUUUCAUCAUGAUGGAUGUCUAAAAAUUAUUGAUCGCAAAAAGGAUCUUGUAAAACUACAGGCAGGAGAAUAUGUUUCUCUUGGCAAAGUAGAAGCAGCUCUGAAGAAUCUCCCACUGGUGGAUAAUAUUUGUGCAUAUGCAAGCAGCUUCCAUUCUUAUGUCAUUGGAUUUGUUGUGCCAAAUCAAAAGGAGCUUGCAGAACUAGCCCGAAAAAAAGGAUUUAAAGGAACUUGGGAAGAGAUCUGUAACAGUCCUGAGAUGGAAAAAGAGGUUCUGAAGGUGCUGGCUGAGGCUGCCAUGGCAGCAAACCUGGAGAAGUUUGAAAUCCCAGUGAAGAUCCGUUUGAGCCCUGAUCCUUGGACCCCAGAGACUGGUCUGGUGACGGACGCGUUCAAACUGAAGCGCAAGGAGCUGACGGCGUUCUAUCAAACGGACAUUGAUCGAAUGUACGGCAAAAACGUCAAAUAAUCCUCCUCUGCACCACUGCUGCAGUGAGCUUGGAUCAAAUAGGAAAUACUUGAAUUGCCUGUCUCAACUCAACACUUGAGAUCAACACUCAAAACCACCAUUCCUCAUUUCCAGCUUAAGCUGUUCUUUCUAAUGACGUCUCCAUGAUGACUGGCAAGUUUAGUAAAAUGUUAUGGCAGCAAACUUGUGUCUGUCUCCUUUUUUCCAGUUUUCUCUGCUACCUUGUCAGUCUGUGGAUUUUCCCGGGUCUUUUUGGGAAACCAUGAUUCUGAAGCCUCAAGUUUUUAAACAUUUAUAAAUCCUGUAUAAUGUUUUAUUUGUAUCUUUAAAAUUUGGAUGUAUAUAGAGAGAACUUGGCUAUAUAAGAAAUGGUUAUACUGGGGGCCUUUUUUUACCUAAUUAUUUAAAGAUAAGAAGGUAUUGAUGUUGUGACAUUAUGUACAUUGAAAAUGCUUGUAACAAGGUAAUUGUUGAACAGAGGACCAGGUUAUUUGCUGCUGUGCUAUUUUUCUGUGUAAAUCUGAGGGAGAAAAUGUUUGACAUUCCAGCUUGUGUAAUGCACCUUCAAUAUGUGCCUAAUGGUUACUUUUAUUUUUAUCUGAAAAUGGAAGGAUGGUCAUGGCACAGCUCUGCCUCAAGGCAGGUACUCUUGCAGGUGUUAGUUAAAGCUCCUUUAAUACAGAAGAUGCUAUUAACACAGCAGAAGUUAAACCUAAGAAUAAUCUCUCAGAUACAGAAAUUCUUUUUUGAAAUAGCUCGUGACCAUUUCAUCCAGAGCUGAAUUGUGUAGUGCUAAUAUGAACUCUCAUCAUUAAUUUCACCUUAUACUUUACAAGCUUGACUGUGUCCUUUUAACAGAGGGACUGUAGCAACCUUUGUCUUUUCUCAUUAGGUUCGGACAUUACAGUGGAUUUCUUCUUUCGUUGUUUAUUAAGGUUUGGCAAGACUCCUGCUCUGCUCUAGCUGCAACCCAGAUCUUCCUGGGGGGGAUUUUUAAAGUCAUAAUGACAGUUAUGUUCUCAGCUCACACAGUGCCUAGCUGCCCUUUGUGCCAUUAAAAAUCUCCCUUUGAUUCUCUGUUCUUUUGUGUAGUACUUUUUGCUUUAAAAAUAGAUAUUUGAAGCAUUUAUCAGCCAGAGUUAUUUAUGUUGCUUGGUUUGUUACACCUAACUCUUACUUUGAGAAGGAGUCUCAAUUUCUGUUUCCAUAGAGAUUCAUGGAUAUUGUUUGAAAAAAAUAUGGAGGCUCUUUCAUCUUGAAUGAGAGCAUUCAGAUUUGUUUCAGAUGUGAAUUUUAUUUUCAAAAUACUUCUGGAAAGAAUAUUCAGGGUUACAUGAGAAUGUGAAAAGGCAUACAUCAGUCAACUUUGUGAUGAAGCAAAUACUAAAAUGGCUUUAAUUUGGAGAUUACUCUCCUGUGUAUCAUUUACUUGUAGUACUAAAACUCAAGGUCCUGAUGCUUACUUAGUGCCCUGCUAUGGUAGCACAUAGCAAUGCUGAAGGCCAGAAGCUUAGUUUGGAACAGGCAGUUCCUGGUGAUUGUCUUUGUGACAUGAGACUUUGGGAGGUAUUUGAUGUGCAAAUUCUCAUUUUAUAAACCUCUGAAAUAUUUUUAAAUUAAUGCUCUCUGUUGACUAUAGAAAGCAGAUUCAUAGGGUUUGAAGGUUAUCAAGCAGGUUCCCUGAUGAAAUGAUGAGGUGCUUUGGGCUAAUUAUGGAUUUCCCCUGCUGCUGUCCAUGACAAACUGUUAACAUUUGGUAAAUUUUGGUGUAAGUAAUCAAAUGGAAAUAGAAGCAACAAAAAGAAAUCAGAACCAUAUUUUUGAGAUUACUGCAUUUAGAUAUCCAGAUCAUAAAUGAAAACCUUGUGGCAAAUAGAGAUAAGACAAAUGUUGAAAAAUGACCGAAGAAUCCAAAUAUGGAAAAAUUGCCAAGGCUGUAGGGAAGUGUCACCCCAUGUAUUAGACAUUACUAACACUUAAAUUUGUAUCUGUGCUCAUCAACAGGUUCUUAAAUAGAAUUCAGCACAGACUGUACAUUGUUCAAAUAUUUUUGUGAUUUUUAGUGAAAAAUAAUAAAUUGCUGAAGUACUAUGUAUAUCACUUGGGGCAUUGUGCAGCAGAUUUAAGAAAAUAAAUCUGCUUUUGGUUAAACAAAUCUGAAGUUAGUAUUUUGUUCUGCUAAGGGUUUAAAUCCCCUUUUGAAAAAUUGCAUAAAGGAAACUUUUAAAAUGGUUUGGAAAUAGUAGUUUUAUUUUCUUUUUUCUAAUCCAGUCACAAGAUGGGGUUGCAGUCUAACUCUGCAUUUGAUUUUACAGUUCAGGGGUUUUUUUUAUGUUUAAAAUGGAUGUGAUAUAUAUAGUUCCUCUUUCAUUAGGCAUCAGAUUCAUUGUGGACAUUUAUUUCUUCUACAGAAUGUGAAAACAAAGCAGUUCAUCAAGUUUAGUCUCAGUGCUGGAGAUAGAAAGACUUAAAAAUCUUUGUGAUGCGUGUGGGGUUUUUUUCUUUUAAUUUGUAGCAAAAGACAGACUCCACUCCUGCUGGAUUGUGAGUACUUCCAUGUCCCAUUGAGGCCACCUGUGCUGGAGGUGCUGGGGGCUGUGAUGGGGUGUUCAGUCAGGCUGCACUUCAGGUGUGGGGCUCCCUCCCUCCCCUGCUCCCCUGGGCUGCCAGGUCCUCCUGCCUGCCACCCCGUGCUCCUGCAUUGCUGAGCACAACAACAGCUUUGCAGGGAUUUAUCCCAGCCCUACAGAGAUGCACUGCUUGCCAGCUGGGAGUGCCCUUUUUAUUUUUUUGUUUUGUUUGGGUGUGUUUUUUUUGUUUGUUUGUUUUGUUUCUUGGAUUUUGGGUUUUUUGUGUCUUCCCAUGCCCUGUGUAACAAGAACAAAAGUACCUGCUGGAAUGCACUGCUCUGUCCCAGGGGCUGUGGGCAGCUGUGCAGGAGCUGAGAAGUGUGUGUUUGAGAGGUGUGGUCUCUGUCACAUAGGGGAUUUUGUAAUGAAAAGAGCUGCAAUUUUAAACAAUCUGAGUGCAAACUAAGAGCAAGGGGCAUAUACCUCACCUGAAGGGCCCCCAAAAAAGGGGGAUUUUUAACAAAACUUUUGUAAAUAAAAAUUUACCAGGUCUCUGAAUCACUGAAAAUUGUAACUACUUACUCACUUGUGAAAAUCUAUGUAUUUCAUUAUUAAAAUGGUUGACCAUGAAAUUCCAGGGAUGCUGUGAAUAUCCUUUAAAUUUCACAAUUCUUUAAAAAAUUUUCAGGACUGUAGGCUAUCAUUCAAUCUAGAUGUGUUCUUUGCAGAGCAUAGGGUUUCUGGGGUAGGUGAAAAAUUCAGAAGUUACAUGUCAGAAAAGACAGUGUUGAGUUUGCUGCUGCACAUCUCACAGAGGCAGGAGCACACCUCAAAGGGGAGCUGUAGCUGAGCAGGGAAAGAUUCUGCUGAAAUGGCAGUGAAAAGCAAUGUGUGACUGGGGCUAAGAACAUAACAGGUCCCUACAUCCCACUGCUCUACAGACAGGAUGCAGAGAAGGGUAUGGAAUCCAAACCACACAUUAGGAACACCCUAAGCUGGUAAGUUUAUGCAGAAAUGGCUAUAGGACAUAAAACUCCUUUGCAAUAACCUUUGUCCUGCUAAAAUUCACAAACUUUUUAUUCUGUACUAAAACUACAUUUAGGUGAUGCAAUGCAGCAUUUUAAAUUUUUAUUACUGUGGUGUAUCAACUACUUUGGACUUGGUAUAAAAUCAUGUACAUCUGUUUCUUUACUGGUAAGAGGAACAAUUUUCAACUUGCCUACACCUUGGACCAGGCUGAAACGUUAAUUGAAUGACCAAUUGUGUAUUGUUGUAAUGGGUUAUUUAAUGUAAACUCAUUUUCAAUGUGAUCUUGGUUGUUACUAUGAACUGCCUGAACAUUGUAUACCCUAAUUGAGUUAUAUUGUAUGAAUUAUUUAUUUGUAAUUGGAUAUCAUGUUUCAAAAAUAAAAUUAAUUUCACAAA
Messenger RNA from Vidua macroura (Pin-tailed whydah), 6448 nucleotides. It is a transcript of the gene ACSL3, whose product is annotated as acyl-CoA synthetase long chain family member 3. Gene Ontology annotation, molecular function: long-chain fatty acid-CoA ligase activity. Lineage: Eukaryota; Metazoa; Chordata; Aves; Passeriformes; Viduidae. The record is from RefSeq and is a predicted model, not a curated record. The transcript is spliced from 17 exons. Gene Ontology annotation, cellular component: plasma membrane; lipid droplet; endoplasmic reticulum. Bases 312 to 2453 code for a protein of 713 amino acids. Gene Ontology annotation, biological process: long-chain fatty-acyl-CoA metabolic process; neuron differentiation; long-chain fatty acid metabolic process.